Molecule: messenger RNA, 2476 nt
Organism: Labeo rohita (rohu)
Lineage: Eukaryota; Metazoa; Chordata; Actinopteri; Cypriniformes; Cyprinidae
Gene: rbbp8
Product: retinoblastoma binding protein 8
Biological process (GO): double-strand break repair via homologous recombination; DNA double-strand break processing involved in repair via single-strand annealing
Cellular component (GO): site of double-strand break
Molecular function (GO): damaged DNA binding; flap-structured DNA binding; double-strand/single-strand DNA junction binding
Source: RefSeq, a predicted model, not a curated record
GAGGCGCGGAAUCCGAAUGUUUACAUUUACACAAUUUCCCGGAGUUCUGAAACGCGUGUUUCUAUUUAUAAUAUACUUGUCUUGUUUCAUUCUUAUGUUUAGUUACACGUAGCGCAUGAUGUCGUUCAGUAAACAGCCAAAAGAAAUAUAUUAGUCGAUCAGCUGUGUGAAAUAGCGUUUAUGUCGAAUUACUUUGGUUGUCACUUGUGUGUGGAAGUCAACGGACUGAAGGAGUCUGACAGACCGAUUGAGGAUGAGUGUUUCAGAUCUGAGCGCUCACAGUCCUGCUUCCAACACAUCUGCAGACUCCAGAGAGAAACUCCAGGAUCUGCUGAAUGCUGUGAGAGAGGUUCAUGACACUGCACUGCAAGAAUUGCAAGCAAAAAUAACUAAACUGAAGAAAGAGCGCUGUCUAGAUGCUCAGAAACUGGGUGAAUUUCACAGCAAAAACCAGCAGUUACGAGAACAACAGAAGAUCCUGCAGGAAAAGAUCAGAGAGUUAGAGGACAGGGUGCGUUCUGGACCAUGUGAUCGUUGCUCUGUGACAGAGAAGCAGAUUAAAAAGACAAACUCUGAGCUUGAGGAUACUAAUCAGAAAAAUCUGUCAGUCAUCUCUGAGCUUGAGGCAGAGAGGAAGACUCUUAAAGAUGAAAACAGGAAACUGAGUCUUGAGCUGGAGCGAUUUCGAAGGUCAAGUUCUCCACAGAAUGUGUCUUCAGAGACAGAGGAGGGGAUGAUCCCAGACUCUCCUCACCGUCCACUGUCCUUACCUGUUGCCAGCAAGAUGAAACGACGGAAAGAGCAGAACCACGUCCGCUAUGCUGAGACACCUCUGUCAUUCUCAUAUCCUGAACCCAAGCGAGGAGAGCCGUCUGUGCCCUUCAGCUGUAAUGGCAAAAGCGUGCUGGUUGCUGAGACUUGUGAAAUGGAUGUGACUUGUAUUGCAGAGCCUCAAACAAGGAAACAUUUCAGGGCUGUGGUUCCUGAGACCUGCCGUAUGGACGUCUGUCCCGAACAGUCUGAUGAUGAUGAUGAUGAUGAUCACACUUCGUCACACACUGAACGAAGCCAACAAUCCGAGUCACAUGACUGCAUAAACAUUGUCACUGCAGUCCAAAAUGACGAGUCGCCGUCUGUUUUACGUUGCAAUCCUGUGGAUUCUCGAGAGCAGCAGAAGUCACCGUCCACAAAAGACUUUCCAUGCACACCUUCAAACAUUUCAGUGCCAGUUAGAGGGAAGAGAAAACAUACGGAUGGCAGAAAAAGAGAGAUUUCUGAUUCCAGCUUGGAUGAUCCUGAUGAAACCGAAAUCAAGUGGAUGAUGUUUGCUUCCACUCCAGCUAAUGAUCGUAUAGAGAGCAAGAAUCAGGAAUCAACGGUUAGACACAAUCAGACAGAAACAAAACAGGAUUCAAAGAAGAGGAAAUGUUUGGACAAGCACACGCCUCGCAAAGGUUCUCUUCAGAACCAAAACAUGCCUUUUCCAUACGAUCAGAGCUGGAGUGUUGAUCCAGGAGCUGAUCUGGAUCAGUAUGAUACGGAAAGCUCUCCUCAACCAGAGGCCAAAGCAGACAUAGAAACAAUGGACACUGACUGUACAUUUGUAAGUCACAGUCUGCUGCUGAGAGGCCAGAAGAGGACAGGACAAUCCCAAACCACUGGAAUUGGACAGAAGGCAAACGACAGCCUUGCCGACAUCUUCGAUAAGACGGGGUACGGAGAAUAUGAGUCGUGUCCACAGGAAGAGAGUUUUGAUCCUAAACAAGACAGUACAUACGAGGAGGAGAGAGAAGAAGAUGAUGAAGAGGAAGAACAAGUGGCAGCAGAUGAGUUCCGCCGGCCUGCAGAUCCAGAACGAGUGUCGUCUGACGAUGAUAAAUCAAACAGGAAUAGGUCCUUUGCUUGUGUGGAAGUUGUGCGUAAGAAAGACGAAAGGAGAAAACUGAAAGGCCACUAUUGUAAAGAGUGUGAAAUUUAUUACGCAGGCCUUCCAGAGGAAGAGAGGCAGAAAAAAAUGGCUUCCUGUUCACGGCAUCGCUACCGCUACAUCCCACCUUCCACUCCGGAGAACUUUUGGGAAGUGGGUUUCCCGUCGACACAGACCUGUGUGGACAGAGGCUACAUUAAAGAGGACGACCAGCCGGACGUACGGAUACGCAGGAGACGACCGUACCUCGCCAUGUUCUCACCGAAAGCCAAGUCACAAAAACAUAAGCACUGAGUGUAUCCAUUAUAAGUUCAGAAGUCAUUUAAAAACCACAUUGGAACUAAACUGAUGUAUAUGUAAUUCUAUCCGCUUCUGUCCUGAAUCACAGCUGCUUAUUUUAAUUACUUUUUACAUGUAUUUGUGUUAUUUUAUGAAAUGACCUCGAUUAAUAAACAAACCUCAUUUUGUCUAGAGGAAGGGAAGAACAUUUUGUACACUUGAUUUUCACUGUAAUUUGUAAAAAUACUUUUAUACUGUAAUAAAAUAAUA